AACAAACAACAAAUACCAACUUACAAACAUCAUAUAAACACCAAAUAACCGAUAAAUAAUAUAAAAUAAACAAGAGACGCAUGGCGCUGCUCACCUUCCCUUCCCGAGCGUGAGAUCUCUGUAGGUAGACGCGUUUCGUGCCGUGCGGCCUAAGAUACUCCAGUAUGCGUUACGUGGCUGCUUACUGCCUGUUUGCCCUGAGUGGGAAGACACCCACCGCCAAGGACCUGGAGAAGAUGCUGGGAUCCGUCGGAGUGGAUUGUGAUGCUGAGAAGGCCAAGAAGGUUGUCUCUGAGCUGGACGGCAAGGACCUGGAGGAGCUCAUCAAGGAGGGCAUGUCCAAGCUGGGCACCAUGCCUGCCGGUGGUGGUGGUGGUGGUGCUGCCGCCCCAGCAGCGGGUGGAGGCGCUGCCCCAGCCAAGGAAGAGGCCAAGAAGGAGGAGAAGAAGGAGGAGCCAGAGGAGGAAUCUGACGAUGACAUGGGCUUCGGUCUCUUUGAUUAAAUCCACUCCUGACAAUAAAGUGUGAUUUUA
Molecule: messenger RNA, 533 nt
Organism: Eriocheir sinensis (Chinese mitten crab)
Lineage: Eukaryota; Metazoa; Arthropoda; Malacostraca; Decapoda; Varunidae
Product: 60S acidic ribosomal protein P2-like
Exons: 3
Coding region: 165-503 (112 amino acids)
Biological process (GO): cytoplasmic translational elongation
Cellular component (GO): cytosolic large ribosomal subunit; ribosome
Molecular function (GO): structural constituent of ribosome
Source: RefSeq, a predicted model, not a curated record